AAAAACCAUGUAGAUUUGUGAGCGUUCACGUGGACUAAAAGGGCAAAAUGUUGGUCACCUUGAACACAAAUCCAAACUCAUUUAUCUCUUUAUGUGCAGACAGAUUUUUAAAAAUCGCCCAUGUUUCUCUUUCAUUAGUAUGCAGAUGUGGCGAAAUGCCUCUCAGCCUGCUUGCGGUGUCAGUAUUGGACUGACCCGAGAACAGACUCCUGCCAUAAAUGAAACAGCUGUCUAAUGCACCGGCUCCACGCUGGUAGUGGAGCCGCGUUAGGCUCCCUCCCCAAAUGACUGCCGUGAUAGGAAACGGUGAUGACGACAGCGCGUAAAUCGACCGCUGGAAACCAGAGAGAUGCUCCGGUUACGCUGUGUGUGCGGUGAAGACAAGUGCCUGCCUGCCCGCCUUCCUUCCUUCCUGCCAGCCGACACGGUAAAAACAGCGGAACUCCACAUCCAGAGGACGGGGAGAGGUUUGGGUAGGCGCGCGUCCCCGGAUGGAUUGCAAGUGGGGAUGGUGCGCUUUCUGAUUUUCUGAUCUUCCUCCCACCGACACCACUGUGAUUUUUAAAAAAAAAAAUAUAUAUAUUUUUUUUAAACAAGCUGCAAAUCAAACUUUACAAGCUGACCAGUCUGUUUUUAACAGUCAAAACUAAAAUCAACCGGGAAAAAAAAAGGGGAAAAAAAUGUCAACGACGCACGAGAGCUCCCCUGCGCCCAACCAGAGCCACCUCUCCACCGCAAGCUCGGACAAAGCGGACCCCUCCGGCAUGGAGAGACGGAUCCAGAUUCUCCUCUUCGGCUUGUGCGUAACCAUCGCCGCCGCCACCUUAGUUGGUGGCGUGUAUUCGCUCCUUUCGCUCCUCCGGAUGAGGAGGAAAACCUCGCUGUGUGUCAUAGUGGCUUCCAUGUCGGUGGACGACCUGCUCAGCGUGGUCCCCCUCUCCCUCUUCAUGCUCCUGCAGUGGGAGACCCGGCGGGGUGAGGGGUCCGGCGGUCUGUGCACUCUGUCCGGACUUCUUUACGUGUUCCAGGGGGUUUCCAGCAACAUGAAGGCGUGCCUCAUAGCAGCCUAUACUUUUUAUGUCACCAAGAGAUUCGGGGUGCUCCAGUCCGUCCGCCGGCCGCUGAGAGUCAUGUGGGCUAUCGGCGGCGUGUGGGCGGUGAGCCUGACCGUGAGCGUGCUACCUUUGUGCGGAUGGGGCAGCUUCGCGCGGGCCUCUCUCGGCUGUUUCCCGAAGAGCGACAGCUUUUACACCCUGCUGCUCUUCUCGUUGUAUCUCCUGUGCUUCUGUGGCUUUCUGGGUUUCUUCAUUCCCCUCACGUAUCAGCUGCUGUGCUCCAGAGAGCCCCAGAGGACGUUACUCUACCCGAGCUACCUGGACAUGGCGAGGGGACUGAGCGGCUCCGCUCACCUCUGUGAGCUCCCGUCGUCGUUCUCCCGGGACAGUCUGGACAGAAGUUUCGGAGCGUACAACGAGCUGAGCCCGAGUUCUUGCGGGACGGGGGUGAGGGAGAAGGAGGACAGCGGCCUUUCCCCUGUGUCCGCCGGCGGGCGUAGGGGGGCUUCCGUCGGAGAUACACCUGUUGUGCUCGCGCAGAAGCGCUUCUCCAUGAUUCUGGCGGUUCUUCGAGUCAUUUUAUGGAUGCCGAUGAUGACUUUGGUCCUCAUACGGCAUGCGGUGAACGCGCGCAGCUCUUCUCUGGAGACCCUGAGCUUCUUUCUCACUCUGCUUGCACCUGCGGUCACUCCCCUGUUUGUGCUGUCGGAGCGCUGGAUCCAUAUGCCGUGUGGCUGCUUCAUUAACUGCAAGCGGGCACAGGAGCCUUCAGAGAUGAAAAGAAGAUUUGAGUUCAACCUUUCCUUUCAGCAAGGCUACGGAGUCUAUAAGCUGUCACAUGCCACCAAGUCUCUGAGCAGCCCUCCUAUAGAAAAACCCACUUAUCACAGCUUUUUUAACUGUGACUUCCCAAAUGCACGCCUCGACGCGCUGGAACCCGGCGGGCUCUCGGGAUUGGGCCCCACUUUUGAUUUCAGCACCUCGCUGCCGGCGGACAGCUCGUCUCACGCCGGUCUCUUCUUGGAGGCCGGCGUAGGGGGCCCGCUGGUUGAUCAUCCCGCUCUCCCCCACGUCAACCACAGGGACGAUGAGGAAUUCCACUGCGUCCCCUCGCUGCCUUCCCACCUGCGGGAAAAGGAUCACGCUCUGAACGACUCGUCGUCGGUUUUCGACGGACCGGAGAGGAGGCUCUCGCACGAGGAGUGCAGGAAAAUCGAGCUGACGGACUGGGAGUGGUGCCGAAGUAAAUCAGAGAGAACGCCCAGACAGAGGUCCUCAGGUGGUCUUUCUAUACCUCUGUGCGCCUUUCAGGGCACUGUGUCUCUCCAAGCACCCACAGGCAAGACGCUCUCUCUUUCCACCUAUGAGGUCAGCAGCGACGGCCUCAAGAUCUCCCCGAACAAUGCCAAGAAGGUCGAAGUGUAUCGCUCCAAGUCCGUCGGCCACGAACCCAGCGCAGACGACCCAGCGUCUGGGUCCCACGCCGAGGACACGAACGUCAGCUGCGUCGGCAUGGAGAUCGGCAUGGGGAUGGGCAUGGGAGCCGUGGUGGGAGACACCAACGUUAAAAUCCACCUGGAGGUUUUGGAAAUCUGCGACAACGAGGAGGCCAUGGACAGCGUCUCCAUCGUCUCUAACAUCAGCCAGUCCUCGACGCACGCCCGCUCGCCGUCGCUGCGCUACUCCCGGCGGGAGAACCGCUUCGUUUCGUGCGACCUGGCCGAGACCGCGUCCUACUCCCUGCUCAUCCCCAGCGGCGGCAACGCCGAGGCAGAGACCAUCAAUAUCACUAUUCCUGACACGGUGGAAGCCCACCGGCAGAAUAGCCGGCGGCAGACGCAGGAGAGCUCAGGGUAUCAUGAGGAUAUUCAGCUACUUAAUGAGGCUUACAGAAAGCAGGCAGGCGAGGGGGAAGAGUGAGAUAUGUACACAAUAACAAAGGAGGGGCCUCUCAGGGGGAGGCUGAAACAGCAACUCAGGCAGUAAAGUCAUGAAGACGAAUAUCCUAAUCAUUUCACAUCUUUUUUUGUUUCUUUACGAUCACAGCUUUAACAGAGCUAAGAGGUGAUGUGAACAGAGACUCAUAGAGUUAUAAUAGCCUCUUUGCUUACUCCUGUGUUUCUUCUUCAGGUAAAAUGAGGUGAAAGCACAUACAUAUUUUAUGUGUAAACUAAAUGGAGAAACAUAAGCCUGCAAGAAAAGACGUUUUAGAAGUAUUCAUACAGUUCAAACUUUUUCACAUUUUCUCUAAAACCACAUCUCUCCCUAGUGACAAACCUUAUUAUGACUUUAAAAAUGACUUUAAAAUGACUUUCAAGAAUUUCAAGAAUCUGAAACUUAAGUAUCAAUGUUAUCAUGUUAGUAUCGAUCUGAUACUGAUACAGACUUGAUAUCGAUAUUAUCCAUAUUUUGGAAUGACCCGCCCACCUCUGCUGUAGAUUUUCAAACAGAAUGUAUUCUUUUCCUUCUUCAAACUACUCAACACUUUUUUAUGGUCUACAACCACAAGCCACCAGAAAAGAUACUAAAGUCAGUGGUUGUGACACGACAAAUUGUGGAAAGGUUAUGCAGGUAUGGACACUUUUCCAAGGCACUGAAGUGUGGUGACGUCUUAGAUGAUAUAGAAAGACAGACCAGAAUAGGCACCAGAAUCAUCAGUAUUUCAUCUUAUAUAUAUAUAUAUUUUUUUUUGCAUGUGGCAGACUGUCACUGUGGAAUAGAUUCAGCAGCAGGAGAGAAAAAAAAAACAUCACUCAGAAAAGCUGAAGUCUGAUCACACGUCUCAUUUAAAAACAGCUCACGUGGCCUACGUCACCGGUGACUCAGCGGUGAGGGGAGGGCCCACCUGUCUGACUCAUUCAAGUGUAUGUUGGGGGCUUAGGGAGGAGAACAAAUCUGCUGUGAUGUCAGACAGACGAGCACCAAAAGUAUUCACGUCACACUGAGAAAAGGAAUGUGCUAUUUUUUUUUUACCGUCCUCGUAUUUUCCUUUAAGCCCAGCCGCGGUGUCAAACAUUUCAACGCUCGUCAGCGUCGCGUACCGAGGGCCAGGCCAGGUUGAAAGAUGAACAGAGAACGAGGUGAUGACUAAAGAUUAGAUAAAAGGGAUUUGUAUGCAGAACACUUUUCUGCCUCAUUCAGCUUCUCUGCCGUUCAAAUGAGUGACUGUGUAUUUUAUUUCUGCGGGCAGCGCAUAACUUUACACCCGGGUGCCACUUUGGGGAGUCGUUUAGUUGACUUCCUAUCCAAUCAGCGACUCAGUGAGACUUCUCACUGUCUACAUGCGGGAAUUUAGUACUGGAGAAAGGCACUGCUGCCUUCCAUAACCAUUUUUGAAUCACUGCAAAAGACAGUUUUAGAAGCUAUUAUCUAUUCUCAUAGGUAAUACCAGUGUUUACAUUAUUACUUCGAUGCACAUUCCCUCGCAUUUCCAGCAGUAAAUUAGAUAUUGUAAUUUAUUCUCACAAUUCAGAUGUACUUAAUUUCAUUUCACGAUGGUGUCUCCAGUAUUUUCAGCUUUGACUCAACACCCUCACUCCGACUGUGUGUGUGUGUGGAUUUCGCUUGCAGACUUUUUGGGUCGCUCGUUGCGUCAGCCUAAAAAAAGAGCUAAAAAAAUAUAGCUCCCUUCCUCCUGAAGACUGCCAUUAAAGAUUCAUUCCAGGAAAUUACCUCCACCAAUUUCUGAGAUCUCCUGUUUCAACUGCUCCGGGGGCAGAUUGUAGGAGAAAAAAUAAUAACAAUGUACAGGCAUACGAAUAAUGAUGAAUGUAGAGCUGUGUUUAGUGUCAACUUUUUUUUUUCUACUGUUAAUUGUGCCAAAGGUUGCCAGUUUGAGCAGCGCUUCACCUCCGCAGCCUAAUUAAAUCCAUCAUCUGUGUUGCUCAGUGUUUUACGGUUCAUUUGCUGUCCAAGCGUCGUCACAAACCACGUGAUCAAUAAACUCCUACUUGUUUUCAAAGAA
This is a messenger RNA of Xiphophorus hellerii (green swordtail), 5019 nucleotides long. Its product is annotated as probable G-protein coupled receptor 149. The transcript is spliced from 5 exons. Gene Ontology annotation, cellular component: neuron projection; plasma membrane. The record is from RefSeq and is a predicted model, not a curated record. NCBI's taxonomy places the organism in Eukaryota, Metazoa, Chordata, Actinopteri, Cyprinodontiformes, Poeciliidae. Bases 681 to 2975 code for a protein of 764 amino acids. Gene Ontology annotation, molecular function: neuropeptide binding; G protein-coupled receptor activity. Gene Ontology annotation, biological process: neuropeptide signaling pathway.